Molecule: messenger RNA, 2946 nt
Organism: Acanthamoeba castellanii str. Neff
Lineage: Eukaryota; Discosea; Longamoebia; Acanthamoebidae
Exons: 9
Coding region: 1-2946 (981 amino acids)
Molecular function (GO): metal ion binding
Source: RefSeq, a predicted model, not a curated record
AUGCGCUCCACGGCUGCUGGUGGUGCCACGAAAAAUCAAAGGGGCCAGGCCAACCCUCGCGCAGGCCAAUCAUCGAAUGGAAUCGCGAACAACAACAAGACUACUCAAAAUCAUCAUAAUGCCACAGCGACCAACGCCAUCACCAUCAACAACAACAAGAGAAAGAACAAUAAUGGCAGCAGCAGCAACGCCACAGCCUCACCAUCCACCUCGCCUUCUCCAACAUCAUCAUCUUCUUCUUCCUACGCGUCCAAGCUCUCUUCGUCUGGUUCGGGCUCGCCCAACCGCCGGCAGCCCACUGACCCAGCCGCCACGUCAGCCAACAAAGCCACCACCGCAGCCGCCGCCGCCGCGACUGGCCAAGCCCAGCCGCACGAGGUGGUCGAGCAGGAGGAGGAGGAGGACGUGCGGGAGUGGCUGCACGCGAAGCUCGAGUCGACGUUCGGGCUGGACGCGAGCGUGUACGGGAGCUACCUCGAGGGCUUCCUCCAGACCGAGCCGUCUUCGGGCUCGGCCAGCGACGACGAAGGCGCACGCGACGCCAUCCGCGAAGUUCUGCUCGCCGCCGCACUCGACCAGGAGGGAGUGGUGGAGGAGUUCAUCGAGCAGCUGAUGCGGCGAUGGGCCAACCGACCCAAAGGCGCGGCUGCCGCGAGAAGGGCAACACCAACGACGUCGUCGUCGGCGCCUCAGGUCGCAGCCGGCCAACCAUCGACCGCCAAGCAGACCGCCUCCUCGCGGCGGAAAACCACCAAACCGCAGGCCAUCGCGCCGCCCAAGGUGCCGCCGUCGGCGGGCGCCAUCGGUCAGUCGGCGCGCGGUCGCUCGGCCUCCACCUCGGCUGCUCCGGCCGAAGCCGACGUCUCGUCCUACCCGGCGGGGUACUUUGGCGUGAGCAACCUCACCGCCGACGACGACGAGCUCGUCAACGACGAGAGGGAGGACGACGAAGAGGAGAUGCGCCGCCACACCGAGUCUAUGGUGUCGGCCCUCCUCGGCGAUGACCUGGGCCUGGGCCUGGGCAUGGGCGGCGACCCCGACGGCAUGAUGGUGGGCGGCCUGUCGCUCGACGACGACGACGCCUACGACACCGGCGAAUUCAACGGCGGCGGCGGCCACUACUACGGCGGCUUUGCGUCGCCGGCCGGCGGGUUCCUCAGCUUUGGCAGCGGAGGCGGCGGCGGCGGCGGCGGCAUGGGUUCGUCGUCGCCUGUACAGUUUGUCGACUUUGCGCCCUCGCCUUCGCUUUCGCUUUCGUCUUCGUUCUCGUCGCCGCCGCGAUCGCCCUCGCCCUCCUCUUCGCCCUCGCCUUCCUCCAUCUCCUCCUCUUCGGCCAAGGACGAAGCCUUCGAAAUGCUCGUCUCCAUGUUCAACGACUAUGAGCGGGAGGGGCUCCAACAGCUGUUCGAUGCGAACGACCGGGACAUGGAGCGAACGGUGGCCAUCCUGCUCGAAAUCGAGCGGGAGGAGGCCGACACCAACCCAGGCACCGCCGCCUCAGCCGCCUCCGCCGCCGCCACCGCCCACGGUGCUCGGGGUCCGCAGGCCGGUGCCGCGGUGGGUGGACCGGCAAGCGGCGCCGCAGCCAAGGGAGGCCUCGGCCCCGUCGACGCCAAGCACCCGAUGCAGAAGAUGCCCGCCGACGUGGUGGCGCCACCAAAUGCGAACAACAUUGUGUGCCGGUACUACCUGAAGGGCAAGUGCUUCCGGGCCGACUGCUGGUACUCUCACGACCUCCGGGCGGUCACCUGCAAGUACUGGAUGGCCGGCGAAUGCCUCAAGGGCGACAUCUGCGAGUUCAGGCACGGGUACGACCCGCAGCAGCUCCAGUCGCGCACGCAGAAGGUGACCACGGACUACGCCACCUCGUUCCCCUCCCUCCCCUCGUCUUCGCCCACUCCCGCCGCCUCGGCCGCCGCCUUCCCCUCGCUCUACGCCGCCCACCAUCACCAUCACCCGCAGCCGCAACACCAGCAUUCCAGGAAUGUGGCCGCCGCCAAGCCGACAUUCCUCACAUUCUCCGACGUCGGCGCGCCGCCACCACCUCAAACCGGCGGCGGUGGCGGCGGUGAUGCGAUGAACAUGGCGCAGCGGCUCAAGCUGCAGAAGCUGCAGGAGGAGUUCCAGGACCUGGUGGAGGAGGAGACGGUGCGCGACGUGUUUGUGCGCGAGGCGGGCCUGGGCUACGAGACGGCCAAGGCGCGGCUGCUCGCGCGGCACCCGGACCUCGCGGCGCGCAAGCAGGAGCGCGACCGGGAGCGCGAGCGCGAGCGCGCGCGGCAGCAGAGCCGGCAGGCGUCGCAGGCCGUCCAGGAGAAGAAGCUCACCGAGAUCAUCCGGGGCCUCAAGAAGAAGAACAAGGUCGGCUGGGUCGAAACUGGUGAGAGCGUGGGCGAGCAGUACUCGGCGCUGAGGGAGAGGGCGAUCGAGCACGCGCGGGUCCGCAACAAGCUGUUCCAGGAGGCCACGCAGGCCUACCUGAUCUUUCAGUCGCGCAACUCGUCCCACCCCGACGUGCUUGACCUCCACGGCCUGCACGUGGACGAGGCCCUCUCGAUACUCGAGACCUUCCUGCUCAAGCAGGCCCGCGAGCUCGUCGACGGUCCGCCCCAGUCGCAGUCGCAGUCGAGCCGAGCGCAGCACAAGUCGGCCGUCGCGACCGCCACCGGCCUCUACAACGGUUCAUUCUCUUCGGCCACGGCCACUUCGUCGGCGCUGUCGGCAUCGUCGGGGUCGGGGUCGAGUGGCGGCGGCGGCGGCGGGAAGGGCACACACGCCGGCUUCAAGCUGGUCUACGUCAUCACCGGGACGGGCCACCACUCGCAGAGCAAGAAGGCGCGGCUGCAGCCCGCCGUGCAGAAGUUCCUCGCCGAGCGCGGCUACGCUUCUGUGGACACCUCGCCCGACGGCCGCGGCGGCAUGCUCACUGUUACCAUAAAGCCUUAG